This is a messenger RNA of Pocillopora damicornis (cauliflower coral), 2086 nucleotides long. RefSeq names its product synaptotagmin-15. The record is from RefSeq and is a predicted model, not a curated record. Gene Ontology annotation, biological process: calcium ion-regulated exocytosis of neurotransmitter; synaptic vesicle endocytosis. Gene Ontology annotation, cellular component: plasma membrane; exocytic vesicle. Gene Ontology annotation, molecular function: SNARE binding; phosphatidylserine binding; calcium-dependent phospholipid binding. NCBI's taxonomy places the organism in Eukaryota, Metazoa, Cnidaria, Anthozoa, Scleractinia, Pocilloporidae.
UGUUUCAGUGAAAGGUUUCCCAUAGACUGUAAAUUGGUUAAAUUGUUUUGUGAGCGUGUCAGGACGCGAAUGCUGGUCGAAGGCGUCCCAGGGUUUUUUUUCCCCUAAGCUUCAUCUCCUACUAAAAUGGUAAGGGGAUUUGAAACGGGAGGAAAUCAAUUAUCGGAUAAUAUUACAUUGCUCGAUACGAGUACGGCUUCGGAAAAGCGCCAUUCGACGGACUCAAAUUUCCCAGUAUUACCUGUGGCAAUAACAGUCAUUGUUAGCUCAAUCAUCGUUACAGUCCUGGUGACGUUGUAUCUUGUGAGAAGACAGCGCCAAGCAGAAAAAUAUAAACAGUAUUCCCAGAUAGCCGAGACUGCUGUUCAACCGCCGCAAUUUUCCGUUAAAACGACUCAACAACCUUUUCCAGCGAAGAAAAAGUUGUGUCGAACGAAAGAAAAAAUUAUUUCCUCUGAAGAGUCUCUUUCACCGAUGUCGAGCGAGGAAAUGUUUUUUGACGCACAGGAACGGCUUGAAGGGAAAGCAUCUCGUUCAAUUUCCAGUCGUGAGGCGAGCCCGGCAAGUGCGUUGGAAGAGGAAGAAAAAGAAGAAGACGAGGUGUACCCCGUCGACCAUCUUGGACGAAUUUGGUUCAAUUUAGAAUACGAUAAAUCAGCCGAAAGUUUAGCUGUGACAUUGGUCAAAGCACGAAAUCUUUCUACGCGCGGCAAAGCUUCCAAAACGUGCGAUCCGUUCGUAAAACUGCGCAUUCUUGGUCCAGAGGAAAAGGAGAGGAACGUGUCCCAGAGCAAGAAUAAAAGAAAAACAUGUCGGCCAAACUUUGACGAAAUGUUUUAUUUUAACAUGCCUGUUUCAGAGCUCAAGAGGUGCACACUUCGUUUAUCUGUAUAUGAUGGCUUUAGAGCAAGCCAGCAGAGUGUGAUCGGAGAAGUCUUGUUUCCUUUGAGUGAAUUGGACACAGAUCAGAAACUUGAGUUAUGGAGGGAUCUUGCCGCUAAUGAAGAGAGCCCGUCCGAACUCGGCGAAAUUCAUAUCUCAAUGUCUUACUACCCCACUCUAGACAGGCUGACGAUUAUCGUCCUUAGAGCGUCCAACCUCAAGAAAAUGGAGCCCCAUGGCACAGAUUCCUACCCUAAAGUGACUUUCUCUAUUGGAAACAAAAUAAUCAAGACUAAAAAAGGACCUCUUCACCAUGGAUCACGUGACCCGUUGUAUAACGAGUCCUUCAACUUCUCUGUGUCCGGAGAUGACCUGGGCUCUGGUACUUUACUGGUGUCAAUUAUGCACUCAAGGGGAGGGGGUAAGGAGGACCAGUUAGUCGGUAGAGUCCUUCUUGGGGGAAUGAUGUACGCGAGGGGGACUGAGUGCGAGCACUGGACUGAAAUGAUGACGAAUCCGCGAAACAUGAUAAAAUAUUGGCAUAAGUUGACAAGUUAAACACAGCAAUAUCUUAAAUCUUUUGUAGGUUACACUGAUUUAUUCGUGUGGUACUAUCCGAAGUAAUUUACGACGAAAAUUUGAAUUUCACCCAAGGGUUUAGAGCAGACAGAACGGCUUGAAAGUUCGAAAAACAUUCCAUAAGUUGAGCAAAGAUACAUUAACUUUAAAUAAUGGUCCUUCAAUACGUGACAUCUUAUUUUUUCGAAAAGUUCUCAAGAUUGCUUUGCUUUUCUCUUCCUCGCUUUUCUUCAAUCGAAUGAGAUCCAUCACAAAAAACCGACGGUGCCUCAGUUAUUCUAAUUUCUGUUUCAAGUGGUUUAUCUUUUAAUACUUUUAACUGUAAUUGGCUUUUUAUAGUUUUCUUCGUUCUGAUUGGUUUAUGUUGUUCCUUUGCAUGGUUUUAACUGUAUAGAACGCAUCGUUCCAAAAUACCGAAAUAGUGUUUAUAUUUUAUUUAAUCAUUUAUUACACCCAUUUUGAAAUCACUGGUGGUCCCUGUAAUCUGAUUGGCUCUAAUUGGUGCGAUUUAUUCACGAAUCGCACCUUUUUUUGCUAUAAAUCGCAUCAUUUUCCCAGCCAAUGAGGAGGCUACACUAAAAACAAAACAACCAAUCAGAUUUCAAGGCUUGUUUAAAGUAACCAA